Messenger RNA from Xenia sp. Carnegie-2017, 919 nucleotides. RefSeq lists its product as uncharacterized. The record is from RefSeq and is a predicted model, not a curated record. Lineage: Eukaryota; Metazoa; Cnidaria; Anthozoa; Malacalcyonacea; Xeniidae. The coding region runs from base 416 to 919 and encodes 167 amino acids. The transcript has 3 exons.
GCGGUUAUUUAUCUCAUUAGUCAAAAUACAGUCCUUCAAGCGUUAGAAUUACGUCAUCAAAGCAUUCAAAUUACGUAACUAGAAACGUAAAUUACUGAACGUUCUUGAGUUGAAAAAAAUUAAUUCGAUUAAUUUUGUGUUCAUCAUGCAGACGUGAUACAAGAUUUGAAGAUGAAAUGCGCAGUUUUGAAGACGAGACCAAAGAACUUAAAAUGCAGUUAAAAAAAUCUGCCACUGCUGUUGACGACUCGGUGGCGAAAUGUCUUCAACUGCAACGAGAUAGGAGGAAGAGCUUGAAGAAAAAUACCGUCUGCAAAUUGACGAAGGAAAUGCAAGAAUCGCCGAGCUGAAUAAUGAAGUUGUCAAACAGUCUAAGAUAAUUUCCAAACUGAAGAAAGAAAAUUACAAACUAAAUAUGUGUUUAAGAGAAUGCGAAGACGAAUUACAAGAUUUGAAGUUUGAGUUCCGUGAUCUACAAGAUGAACACGAAGAACUUAAGACUUCGCUUGAUAACACAGACGGCAAUCCUGCAACUACGAUAGUCGAUGUAGAUAAAACCAGUGAGAUUGAAAUACUGCGCGCGAAAAUCGACGCUUUGGAAAGCGAUGUGGAACGUUAUCGCCGUGCAAUCGGAGAGCUCCAGAAAACUAACAAAUCGUUUCAAGAAAGGGAGUUGGAGUUGCUGAACGCCGAUAGAGAAAAGACGAUGCAUCUUGACAUCGCCGUGAAAAAGAUACGUGCUUUGGAAAAAGACCUUGGUAUGUUUGCCAGACAGAGCAGCGAGCUCAAAGCUGAGAUAAGGGCUCUAAAAAAUCGCCAUCACGAAUCUACUUUUGAUUUAAGGCAUGGUGAACCAGCCAGCUCCCGGGAUUUUUUUACUUCCCAUAAAGUGGGAGAUAAUUUGAGGAUGAGGCUUUAA